Molecule: messenger RNA, 1617 nt
Organism: Olea europaea var. sylvestris
Lineage: Eukaryota; Viridiplantae; Streptophyta; Magnoliopsida; Lamiales; Oleaceae
Exons: 5
Coding region: 1-1602 (533 amino acids)
Source: RefSeq, a predicted model, not a curated record
AUGCAAACAAAACACAUGAAGUCUUAUUCCGCUCACAGGGUUGUUUUGAAGGGAGACACGGUUGAAAUGAAUGCAAAUGCUCUAGGGUUGACCAUGGAGAGCAAUGGAAUAAGAAUUUUGGAGCCAUUUGAUACCUCUGUUAAAUUUUCUAAUGCUUCUGGAAAGACAAACAUACAGUUGGCUGUCUCAGACAUAUUCAUCAAUUUUUCAUUCAGUAUCUUGAGACUGUUUUUAGCGGUUGAAGAGGAUAUUCUGUCAUUUUUGAGGAUGAGAACAGAGAAAAUGACUGUUUUGUGCUCUGAGUUCGAUAGAGUUGGAACUAUCAAAAAUCCUGACAAUGGCCAAAUAUAUGCAUUUUGGAGACCUCGGGCUCCAACUGGUUUUGCUGUACUUGGUGACUACUUGACGCCAAUUGACAAGCCACCAACAAAAGGAGUAAUUGCUGUUAAUACCAGCUUUAUGAGAGUGAAGAGACCUAAAUCUUUCACUUUAGUUUGGCCCCCUUCAUCAUCUGAUGGAUUGGUGGCUGCAGAUAAAACUGGGGUUGAAGGAGAUGGAAUCUGUUCGAUUUGGUUCCCUGAAGCCCCAAAGGGUUAUGUGGCAUUGGGCUGUGUGGUUUCUCCAGGAAGGAAAGAGCCACCAAUUUCUUCAGUGUUCUGCAUCUUGGCAACGUUGGUUUCUCCAUGUGGCCUUAGAGAUUGUAUUAGUAUUGACUCAAGCAGUCGACUUUCCAAUUUGGCAUUUUGGCGAGUCGAAAAUGCUGUUGGUACAUUCUUGCCUGCUGAUCCAAUCACUUUGAGCCUGACUCAGAAAGCAUAUGAAUUGCGACGUAUAUAUUUUGGAUUUCCUGAAAUUUCUCCAGAAAAACUUAAGAGUUCAAAGAUCGAGGGAUUUCCUUCUGGUGUUGAUUAUAGCACACAAACAGAAAGGUCAUCAAUUGUAAAUUCCAGGCGUUUUGAAACAGUUGCUAGUUUCCAUUUAAUCUGGUGGAAUCAAGGUUGGGGAUCAAGAAAGAAAUUAUCCAUAUGGCGUCCUGUAAUCCCUCAAGGGAUGGUAUACUUUGGAGAUAUUGCAGUUCAAGGGUACGAGACUCCUGAUACAUGCAUUGUUCUUCACGAUUCAGAAGAUUCUAAGCUGUAUAAAGCUCCUUUAGAUUUUCAACGUGUAGGACAUAUAAAGAAACAUAGUGGAAAAGAUGACAUAUCCUUUUGGAUGCCUCAGGCUCCACCUGGUUUUGUGUCCUUAGGAUGUGUUGCUUGCAAGGGUACGCCAAAGCUAUCUGAUUUCAGCUCUCUAAGAUGUAUCCGCAGUGAUAUGGUCACUGCAGGUCAAUUUUUAGAGGAAAGUAUAUGGGACACAUCUGAUUCCACGUUUUCUAAGGAACCAUUUAGUAUAUGGACAGUUGACAAUGACUUGGGAACCUUUAUUAUCCGCAGUGGUUUGAAGAAACCUCCGAAAAGGUUUGCUUUGAAACUUGUUGAUUCAGACAUACCAAGUGGCUCAGACAAUACUGUGAUUGAUGCUGAAAUAAGAACAUUUUCUGCAGCACUUUUUGACGACUAUGGCGGCUUGGUAAUUAUACCUGCUUCUUUUUCAUUGUGAAACUUCUAUUUACCU